Messenger RNA from Cynoglossus semilaevis (tongue sole), 3702 nucleotides. It is a transcript of the gene dlg4b, whose product is annotated as discs, large homolog 4b (Drosophila). The coding region runs from base 420 to 2666 and encodes 748 amino acids. NCBI's taxonomy places the organism in Eukaryota, Metazoa, Chordata, Actinopteri, Pleuronectiformes, Cynoglossidae. Gene Ontology annotation, cellular component: postsynaptic density membrane; neuromuscular junction; neuron projection. The transcript is spliced from 21 exons. The record is from RefSeq and is a predicted model, not a curated record. Gene Ontology annotation, biological process: establishment or maintenance of epithelial cell apical/basal polarity; embryo development; cell-cell adhesion. Gene Ontology annotation, molecular function: protein kinase binding; ionotropic glutamate receptor binding.
AUUUUAUUUCGAAAACAUUUCCUUUUUUCUUUUGUCAGAUAUCUAUUUUUUUCGCUGUGGCAUUUUUCUUAUUUUUUAUUUUUCCAUUUAAAUUCAGCGAUGAUGAAUUUCUAAAUUGACUUCGAAAACAUUUGACUUUAAUAUACCUGUCAGUCAAACUAGGACUGACAGUAACUACGGAUCUUAACCGUACAACCUCCAGGGGUUGAUAGCAAUGGUGAGAUUAGAACUUCAUUACCCAGCAUGCUGAGUUGUCUGUGUGUCUAAAACCCUCAAAGAGGAUUAAUGUGGAUCAGAGUGAGAGACGAGAUGCCGCUAAAAAGAGAAGAAUCAUUGUAGAAUUCCACCACCUUCUUCCCUCCUUACUUCUCUACCAGACCAUAUAACCACACUAUGAUACUGAACGAGCUCUGCAGGUCAUGGAGGUCUGUCAGACUGAAGCUGCUGAAGGAGUCAAAGGUCGAGCAGAAAAACUCCUCAAUGUCUUCCAGAGUGACCUGUUCCAGGCCCUGCUUGACAUCCAGGAGUUCUAUGAGCUGACAGUGUGUGAGACCCAAGAGAAGGAGAGCCGAGCACACACACCUGUACAGAAGUAUCGUUACCAGGAUGAUGAGACUCCGUCUGUCAACCCUAGCCCAGGCUCUAUGACCCACGGACACACCACGGACCUCAGCCACGCACACUUGGACGGAUACACACACGCAGGCGCACUCACUAUGAAUGGAUCAGAGGGAGAACUGGAGUACGAAGAGAUCACACUUGAGAGGGGUAAUUCUGGUCUGGGCUUCAGUAUUGCUGGAGGAACAGACAACCCACACAUCGGAGACGACCCAUCCAUCUUCAUCACCAAGAUCAUCCCCGGAGGAGCUGCAGCUCAGGAUGGACGCCUUAGGGUAAAUGACAGCAUCGUAUUUGUCAACGACGUGGAUGUGCGUGAGGUAACGCACUCCACCGCUGUGGAGGCCCUCAAGGACGCGGGCCCUGUUGUGAGGCUGUACGUGCUGCGGCGCCGCCCACCAAGUGAACGCAUCACGCAAAUCAAACUGAUGAAGGGACCAAAAGGUCUGGGCUUCAGUAUAGCAGGAGGUGUGGGAAACCAACACGUGCCUGGAGACAACAGCAUCUAUGUAACUAAGAUCAUUGAGGGCGGGGCAGCACACCGCGAUGGGCGGCUGCAGAUUGGGGACAAAAUCCUGGCGGUGAACCACAUGUCCCUGGAGGAUGUCCUGCAUGAGGAAGCUGUGUCGGCGUUGAAAAAUACUGGUGAAGUCGUCUACCUGAAGGUGGCCACACCAACCUCCCAGUACAUCCACCCAGGUGAUCGUUACAGCCCCCCGGACCUGACCAGCUCCUACAUGGAACCCGACUACAUGUGUGAUUACCCACAAGCCCUCCCUCCACCAUCCCCGCGACGAUACUCUCCCAUUUCCCGGGGCAUGAUGGGAGAGGACGACUAUUCCCGGGAGCCUCGUCGAAUCUGCGUGCAACGAGGGUCCACGGGCCUCGGCUUUAACAUUGUGGGAGGAGAAGACGGAGAGGGAAUCUUCAUCUCCUUCAUCCUGGCAGGAGGACCAGCAGACCUGAGUGGGGAACUUCGAAAGGGAGACCAGAUCCUUAGUGUUAACGGUGUGGACCUUAGAUACGCCACACAUGAGCAGGCGGCCGCAGCUCUGAAGAACGCCGGUCAGAACGUGACCAUCAUAGCCCAGUACAGACCUGAAGAGUACAGUCGCUUUGAGGCCAAGAUCCACGACUUGAGGGAACAGAUGAUGAACUCCACCUCGGGGAGUCUGAGAGGAACCCGCAGCUUCUACGUCAGGGCAUUGUUCGACUACGACAAGCAGUGGGACUGUGGUGGCCUUUCACAGGCCCUGGACUUUAACUUUGGUGACAUCCUCCACGUGACUGACAGUGCCGAUGACGAGUGGUGGCAGGCGCGGCGGGUUAGCCAGCAGGGGGAGCUGGAGGAGUCCGGCUAUGUCCCGUCCAAACACAGAGUGGAGAGGAAGGAGUGGUCAAGGAUGAAGAGUAAAGGUCGCGACGGUUUUGUCCACAGUUACGAGCUCAUCACUCAGAUUGAAGUGGAUUACGCUCGUCCUGUCAUCAUCCUGGGGCCGACCAAAGACCGGGUCAACGAUGACCUUCUGUCUGAGUUUCCUGACAAGUUUGGCUCCUGCGUCCCACACACAACUCGUCCUCGCAGGGACUAUGAGCUAGAUGGGCGAGACUACCACUUUGUGUCAUCUCGGGAACAGAUGGAGCGGGAUAUCCAAUCGCAUCGCUUCAUCGAGGCGGGGCAGUACAACAACCACCUGUAUGGGACGUCGGUGCAGAGCGUCCGGCAGGUGGCUGAGCAGGGGAAACACUGCAUCCUGGAUGUGUCAGCCAAUGCCAUCAGGAGGCUUCAAGCAGCGCAACUCCAGCCCAUUGCUAUCUUCAUCCGACCACGGUCCCUGGAGAACAUCUUGGACCUAAACAAGCGUCUGUCUGAGGAUCAGGCACGGAAAGCUCUAGACCGAGCCAUCAAACUGGAGCAGGAUUUCCUUGAGUGUUUCACUGCUAUCGUGCACGGUGACAGCUUCGAGGAGGUUUACCACCAGGUCAAAGGUGUCGUGGAGGAGCAGAGCGGACCCUACAUCUGGGUACCUGCUCGCGACAGACUCUGAUCGGCGACUGCUGAGCCACGGACGCCUUCUUCAGAUCCCGCCCUCUGACACCGCCGUCUCCUGCUCCUCCUUCUCGCCCCUCCUGGGGCGAGUCACAUGAGGGAGAGCCGGUGUCAGUUUUAACCCUUUUAACUCCUGUCUUCUUCCCCACAUGGGAUGAAGACGAGCAGGCCAAGUUUUUGGACGGCAGUGAAGUGGGCGUGUCAGUCCAUCUGUGGGACAGCUGAUUGAGCGAUUGCUCUUUUUUUUUUUUUUCUUCGUUUGUUGAUUGAUAAUUCUGUAUUAUCAGUAAAUAAUGAAUCAGACUGUAGGGUUCAGUUGGUAUUGAAAUAUUUAUAUUCACCUAAUUAUUUAUUUAUUUAUUUAUUUACCGACUGAUUGGUUGGCCGAGUCAUGUGACAUGAGGACAGUGAGUGUGUAUGUGUGUGUGUGUGCGGGUGUUGUGUACAUAACAGACUUGUGUGGUUGUAAAUAAACACAAUGGGGCUCAAACACACAGUCUAUUCAGGGCUUAUCAAACCCCUACAAUCCUCCUGUGGUCCUACAGGACACAAUCUCCCACAAUCCCUCUCUGUCUGGACUAAAACACCCACAACCCCCUUGUGCUGCAGUCCAAUAGAUUUUUUCAGUCAUAAGCUGUGGACUACGUUUCUCAUGAACAUAUCUAUGGACUCGUUUACGGAUGGACUACAUUACCCAUAAGUCCUUUUUCUUGACUAUGGCUCCCAGGAUUGUCUCCUAAAGGUCAGGACAAACGGGCCUGGGGUGGAGCACAAGUGUUGGGCUCAACUAACGUGUGGGAGUGCGGUUGAAAGUGGCCCUCGCGCCUGCAAGCUGGGGCUGAGGACUGAUCCAAGCUGCUCCAGAUGGUUCCUGAAGGUUCCGGGUUUUCAGACUGAAGAUCAGGGUCAUGUGAUAUACACACAUACACACGACUCACACAUACGCAGGAGGCUAUUGCUAUCAUGACUUGCUGUAAAUUGAAAUGAAUUAAUUAUAAAUGAAGAUUAUUGAAAUAAAUACGUUCAUUAUAAAA